CAUAGAGAUCUUUUUUGAAAUAGUUAUUGAUUCUUCCUUCGUUUAUAAGACAUUUUCGUCUUUGCAUCAGCAUUCACUUACCAUUAAUAUCCAAAAAGACCAAGUAAAUCCCCCAUUGAAUACCCGAUUGAAAACUAAGUACUUGGUAAAGAAAAAAUUGAUUUGAAUAAAGUCCAGGAUGUCAGCUACUGAUUAUACUGCUGCUCAUGGGUUUUCUCAGUUGUUAAGAUAUCAAAACAACUAUCCAGCGCUAGGAACUGGAGUUUUGCUUUUGGUAGAACAAUCCCAUAAUCUUUUGGGACCAGUUGUUCCAGAUGCAUUAUUACAAUAUCAAUCAGCAUAUCAAAUUAAUCUUUUUGGAGAUUAUCCGGACUCGCAAGAUGAUGUACCGUCAGCAAUCUUUGCUGCUAUAUUUGCAAUUUUAAUGUUUCUACAUUUAUUAAUAUUCAUGAUUAAUAUAUCAAGAAAACAUCGAUUUUGGCUUUCAUUAGGAUGGGUUUUCUAUUGUCUUAUGAGAGUUAUUGGUUUUAUCCUUCGUAUCAUAUGGGGCAAAGAUUUGUCAAAAACAAAAAUUGGUAUAACUGAUGAAGUUUUCCUUAUUUUACCAUCGAUUUUAUUAACUUCAUUAAAUUUAAUUUUAGCACAACGUAUUUUCACUUGGAGACAUCCAGUUGGUGGUUCUCGUAGAUUGUUUUGGAAUUUCAUGAUUACUUUAUACGUUGUGGUAUUGGGAGUUAUUGCAUUAACUAUUGCGUGUGCAGCUUCUCCAUAUGUUCAUUUUUUAUCACAAAAAAAUUACCUUCGUUAUCAAAAAGCAGUUCAAGCUUCAGCAGUUUUAAUUGUAUUAUAUUCAUUAACUGCUAUUUCCUUAUUGGCUUUAGCUUAUUUUUUCAAACCAACUAGAAAAGAUGAAAAUUUAUAUACUUAUCAACCUUGGUGGAUUGAAAGUUUCAAAACUUUUUAUUUUGUUAAGAAAAAUGCAGUUAGAGAAGCUGAAGAAACUUUUAUGAAACGUAAUCAUAAUCAUCGUCAUGCCAUUAGAGUGAUUGCUGCCACUCAUCAUCAUUAUAAUACCGUGGAAGGUCUUACCAAUGAAAGAGGUGAUUUAACUCAUAAUACUUCCUUGUGGAUCAUUUGUAUUACUACCUUAUUGAUUUUUGUCGGUUCUAUUUGUCGUUGUAUCACUGUUUUCCAAGGCAGAUAUCAAAAGAAUAGUUCUAAAUUAUGUGCACCAGUUGCCAUGUAUAUUUGUUGGGGUUUGUUCGAAACCGUAAUUAACUUACUUUAUAUAAUUGGUAGAGUUGAUUUAAGAUUUUAUAGACCUGAUAGACUACCUAAGAAAGUUAGGUCAAUCAUCACUGCUGAACAAUCUUUGGAACACUCUGAUGAAGAAUAUGAAUACUAUACUACUGAAACUGAAACUGAAGGAGAAUAUGAUCUGGAAGAUGAUGAUUUUGGAUUCUACCAACCAAGAAAUACUUAUAACAACAGGGACUCAGAACCUAGGAGAGAUCCAAAUAGAGAUAAAUUCAUACUGGAAGCCAAAGAAGAAGAUGAAUCUGAUUCUGAAGAGUUCCAUUUUUAAUCCUAUAUCAAUCAUUCGAAUGAAAA
Molecule: messenger RNA, 1611 nt
Organism: Hyphopichia burtonii NRRL Y-1933
Lineage: Eukaryota; Fungi; Ascomycota; Pichiomycetes; Serinales; Debaryomycetaceae
Product: DUF3112 domain-containing protein
Exons: 1
Coding region: 179-1585 (468 amino acids)
Source: RefSeq, a predicted model, not a curated record